GUGGCAGUUCAGAACCGCUUCUUCUUCUCCUCCUCCUUUCUAUGGUGGUGAGAACAAACCCUAAUGCCAAUCCUAACCCUAACCCUAAUCCUAACCUCUCUCACCUUCUCCUCUCCCUCAAUUCCCCAUGGAGCUCUCUCGUGAAAACCCUAGACCUCUCGCUUUUCCGGCCACCAAGCCCAUGCCGAUUACCGACCUCGCUCCCAAGCCGCCGCCGCCGCCGACUCCGAUUGUCGACCGCUACAAGGCGCUGCUCAAGCAGCGCGACGACGACCUGAGAGUAUCCCCCGACGACGACGUGUCGCCGCCGAGCACGGAGGAGAUUGUGCAGCUUUACGAGAUGUUGUUGUCGGAGUUGGUUUUCAAUUCGAAGCCGAUUAUCACCGAUCUCACUAUCAUCGCCGGCGAGCAGCGAGACCACGGCAAGGGCAUCGCCGACGCCAUCUGCGCUCGGAUUCUCGAGGUCCCAGUCGAGCACAAGCUGCCUUCACUAUAUCUUUUAGACAGUAUCGUAAAGAACAUUGGCCGAGACUAUGUCAGAUACUUCUCUUCCCGUCUCCCUGAGGUCUUUUGUGAGGCAUACAGGCAAGUUCAACCCAACCAGCACUCUGCCAUGCGCCACCUUUUUGGCACUUGGUCAACAGUGUUUCCUCCUUCAGUCCUUCGCAGGAUCGAAGCGCAGCUGCAGUUUUCUCCACAAAUGAACCAGCAAUCAUCAGGUUUACCUCCUAUGAGAGCAUCUGAAUCUCCUCGGCCAGCGCAUGGCAUCCAUGUCAAUCCAAAAUAUUUACGUCAGUUGGAGACCUCAAAUGUGGAUAAUGUUGGUCCCCAAAGACUAAGCUCAACGGGAACUAUGAGUCAUACAGAUUUUCCCGUUGGGUCCAAACGGGUACAGCCAUCUUCCGCUGUCAGACUUGCAAGAUCUUCGUCACCUUCAAAUAUUGGCAUUGAUGAAUAUGAAGUAGAAAAUUCUCCUAAAAGGUUUGGUGAGCGGGCAUCUCCAUCUAAUUCUGUGUAUGAUUAUAGAGCAAUCAGAGAUGAAGAGCUAAGUGAAAGGCGGAGAAAACAUUAUCUUGAUGGUAGUCAGAACCGGUUAAAUAAUGGACUUGAACAUCAAAGACCAAGAGCUUUGAUUGAUGCAUAUGGAAAAGACAGUGGGGAUAGAAGUUUAAGUGAUAAGCCUUUGCAUGUUGGGCGGCUUAAUGUAAAUGGUCUAGAUCACAAAGCAACUUCAAUGGCGUGGCAGAAUACUGAGGAGGAUGAGUUUGAUUGGAAAUCUGUUGGCCCAUCUAUAACCAAGCACACUAGGAGUGAUGAUUUCUUUCCUUCAAAUGUUCCACAUUCUAGAAGCUACAGGCCCAGGCCUGGCCUCGGAACACUGAAUUUGCUGAAGAUUCAGUCCCCCCGCUCUCUGUACUUCAGUCGUGGACUCACGGGUAGAUUCCAGUCCGACAUAAAUCAUAAUCAGGGUUCUCGCCACCCUCAAGAACCAUGGAAUAUGCCUUUUCAUCCCUCUCAGCCUUCACAGACUCUUCUUAAUACCAAAGAAAUAGGUAGGAAUUUCCAGAUGCCUAUAUCACUAGGUGGUGAGAAAGUGUCUACUGAUGUUGACGGGCGACUUCACGGACCAACAUCAAGAAUGGGUUCUGGUGCUGACUUUGUUAAUGCUGACUCUCGCUUAGCUAUACCAGUGUCAGUGGGUGUAAGGCCUCCAGUAAACGUGCACAAUUCUCACCCCCCGCCUGUGCAUUCAAUUUUUCCAUUGCCGAACCAGAGGAGUCAGUACGGUUUCAUAAAUUCUGUUGACAACAUUAAAAAUCAAGGUCCAUACAAGUCUAUGUAUAUGCCUGAGCAGCAGUUGGAUGGUUAUGAAAACAAGGAGUUGGGUUUGGCAAAGCUAAGUCAGUUGACUAGUCAGAAUGCCAGACUCAUACCUGUUAAUCAGAGAAACCAGGCUCAGGUCAGUCCUUUCCAACCACAAUUUCAUCCGCAUCAGGAGCCACCUUAUUCAGCGGCACCACGUGGAUACAAUUUGCAAGGCCAGGGUGGUGCCGGUAUAGCAAAUCCUGUACCUCGUGUACAGUUGGGCUUACCUACUCACUAUACUCCAAAUGCUUUGCAACAUUUGCGAGGGGACUCCUUGCCGCCUCUACCGACCGGUCCCCCUCCUCCCAUACAUGGUGUAUUUCCUGGUCUAAAGGCUGGUCCAGUAGUCUCUAGCAACCAGCAAGGGAGUUCUUAUACCGGUUUGAUUAGUUCUCUCAUGGCUCAAGGUGUGAUCUCAUUGACAAAUCAAAGUGCCCUGCAGGAUUCUGUAGGAGUUGAGUUUAAUGCGGACCUUCUCAAGGUGCGUCACGAAUCUGCAAUAACUGCUCUGUAUCAUGAUCUCCCAAGACAAUGCACAACCUGUGGUCUCCGGUUCAAGUGCCAAGAGGAGCACCGUAGUCAUAUGGAUUGGCAUGUGACGAAGAACAGGAUGUCCAAAAACCGUAAGCAGAAGCCCUCUCGUAAGUGGUUUGUAACUACAAGCAUGUGGCUUAGUGGUGCAGAGGCUUUGGGAACUGAUGCAGUUCCUGGCUUUUUGCCUGCUGAUACCAGUGCGGAAAAGAAGAGUGAUGAAGAAAUGGCUGUUCCGGCUGAUGAGGAUCAGAAUUCAUGUGCGUUAUGUGGGGAGCCUUUUGAUGAUUUUUAUAGUGAUGAGACAGAGGAGUGGAUGUAUAAAGGUGCUGUGUACUUGAAUGCACCUCACGGGUCAACACCUGGCAUGGAUAGGUCACAAUUAGGUCCUAUAGUGCAUGCCAAAUGCAGGCCGGAGUCCACUGAUGGAACUAUUGAAGAGGGCAGUCAAAGAAAACGUUUGCGGAGUUGACAUAGUUAGGAGGGACUUCCAUGUCCGCUGUAACUUAAUACAAGUUUCUUCAUUUUUAUGGUACUCUCUUCAACUAUUUUUACAGUAUUGUUGGAGUAGCAGCAUAUUGGCUUUAAGCCAGCUUGUACAUGUAUAGUAGAACUUGUACCAUAGACAGUAUCUUGAAGCAGAGGUCACAAUUUCUCUUGCCAUAGUGUUAUCUGGCUUUCUUUUUUACUGUCUAAACAUCCAGCCUGACAACAAAAUCCACACUCAUUGUCCUUAUCAUAGGUUUCUUUGUUUCUAUCUUUUGAAAAUGAUAAGGGGUGGUGGUGCUGUUUUAAAUUGUAGCAUGUUCAAGGGAGGGAGAGAAUUAUUGGGUCCAUUCUAUUGAAUGGCUUUGUGCAAAACAUAUUUUCGCCUGCUUGUACAUUCUGCAGGGCAUGCAUUGUGGAACUACCUGUAAACAAAGAUUAUCAAGGCUCAAGUGCACUGUGAAGCUACUGAUGUCCUCUGUCAAAUUGUUCUUGUUCUUUUGUUAAAGUUCAUUUGUGGUUUUAAGGUCAUGACGAUGUAACUUCUAUAUUGAAUUGAUUGUGUGGUGAAG
Molecule: messenger RNA, 3455 nt
Organism: Fragaria vesca subsp. vesca
Lineage: Eukaryota; Viridiplantae; Streptophyta; Magnoliopsida; Rosales; Rosaceae
Exons: 8
Coding region: 128-2869 (913 amino acids)
Biological process (GO): termination of RNA polymerase II transcription
Cellular component (GO): mRNA cleavage factor complex; cytoplasm
Molecular function (GO): mRNA binding; RNA polymerase II complex binding
Source: RefSeq, a predicted model, not a curated record